CCCUGCCCCCCCCAGCUCUGCCAGUGCCCCUCAAUCCCGACCCGCAGCCCCCUGCUAGCCCAGCCCUGCCCCCCACAGCUCUGCCAGUGCCCCUCACUCCUGGUCUGUCUCUUCUACUCUCUGACCUUCUGUCCCCUGAUUCCGCUGGCCUGACUCAAGUUGGCUCAGAGUGAAACCGCACCCCAGGCAGGACAGGUUGGUACGUUUUCCCUUCCCUAAACAUUGCUGAGAAGCAGGAGAACCCAGCUCCCAUUUGGCUUGGAACUGCCACGUAUCUGGCAGCCUCCCCCACCACCACCAGCAAGUCCUGGCCGCAGGCCCCUCCCUGCACCCCCAGCUGCGCGGGAUCCAGGCACCCCGGCUUCAGCACCCGGCAGACGGCCACUGCCCGGAAUCGUGAGCUGCGCAUCCCAGUCCCAGGCCAGAUGUCCAUGGCUGAUGCCAGCUGCAGACGCUGCUGAGAAGAUGUUCACCUGCCACCCGCCCAACGUCUCCCUGCUGGGAAGGCCCGGCAGCCCCGGGGCCCCCCUCCCCAUGCCUGUUGGCAGCUUGCCACUGGGGAACUCCUCGGUGGGCCAAAGGGGGUCCUCGCCGGCCAUGCCCAUCUUCUCCAUGAUGCUGGGCGCUGUCUCCAAUGUGGUGGCCCUGGCCAUCCUGGCGCAAUCCUACGCCCGCUUCCGGCGCCGCUCCAAGGCCACCUUCCUGCUCUUUGCCAGCAGCCUGGUCAUCACGGACUUCGCCGGGCACGUCAUCCCGGGCGCCUUCGUGCUGCAGCUCUACGCCACCCGGCAGAAAUGGGACACCAUGGACAGCACCGGCGCCAUGUGCCAGUUCUUCGGCGCCUGCAUGGUCUUCUUCGGCCUGUGCCCACUCUUCCUGGGCUGCGUCAUGGCGGUGGAGCGCUGCGUUGGGGUGACACGCCCGCUGCUCCACAGCUCGCUGGUCACCUCUGUCCGGACCAAACUCACCCUGCUGGGGCUCUGGGCCUCCGCCCUGGGCAUUGCCCUGUUGCCCAUCUUCAGCUUCGGCACCUACACCAUCCAGUACCCGGGCACCUGGUGCUUCAUCAAGGUGCAGCCGGUGGAGGACUGGUGCGAGGUGACCUUCGCCUUGCUCUUCUCCCUGCUGGGCCUGGCCUCCCUGCUGGUCGCCCUGGUCUGCAACACCCUGAGCGGACUCAGCCUGGUGCGGGCGCGGCUGCGGGCCGAGCGCAAAUGCGGGCAGCGGCGCGCCAAGGCCCACGACAUCGAGAUGGUGGUGCAGCUGGUGGGCAUCAUGGUCGUCUCCUGCAUCUGCUGGAGCCCUAUUUUGAUCUUCGUGGUGCUGGCGGUGGGCGACAAGGCCGGCUCCCUGCACUACCAGCACUUGCUGUUCCUGGGCGUGCGCCUGGCCUCCUGGAACCAGAUCCUGGACCCCUGGGUGUACAUCCUGCUGCGCCGGGCCGUGCUGCGCAAGCUGUAUGGGGUGCUGUGCCGCCAGCCCCCGGGCAAGGGCAGCCGCUUCGAGCGCUGGGAGGUCAGCUCCUUCCAGAGCUCCGAGCGCAGCAUGGUCGGCCGCUCGUAGGGGCCCGGCCGGACGAGACGGGGCGGCUGCCCCCGGCCCUCAUGCCCCUGGCAGGGCCUGGGCACCAGCGCCUGCUGGAGACGCGCUUGGGGGGACGCUGGAUGCCACCAGGUCGGAUGAUGGUGCCGCACCCGCCUGGGGAGCCUCCCCGCUGCAGAUGUUGCAGGAGCUGAGCCAGACGCCAAUGGAAAUCGGAGGGGGGUGGGGAGGCUGUAGGUGUCUUAGUCUUGCUUCCCUGCCUACAGCAAUGGUGCUGCCCGGGCCCACCCAGAUCCUGGCUCGGAGCAGGAGGCACCUUGGAAAUGCGGUGUUUGGGCAUGGCGGGGGCACAAUACCAUGCUGAAAUGCAGGAGUGGUGGUGCAGGGUGGCUUGUGCUAAGAGGGCCUGGCCUGCGAGGUAGCAGGGCCUAGUGGUUACGCUGUCAGCCUGCGCAUCAGGACACCGGGGUUCUGAGCAAACCGUGGCUUUAGGGGAGCUCAGGGGAAGCAGCAUAUUGAACCAGGCCUAACAUUUGGGGAAACUGAGGCACAAUGAAAGGCAGUGAUGUCACCAGUCUAGCAGGGCCCACCUGCUCCCCUGGCCAAAUCCAUUCUUCCUCCCUCAGCCCCCUGGAGGGGAUUCGCCUUCACUUCCUGGCCUGGCGUGGGCAGUGCUGGGAUGCGGCUGUCAGAAAACUGCCCUGUCCCGCCCCAGAGGUGACUGCAUCCCAGUGCUGGGCAAGGGUUUCCUGUAUGAAGAGCCCCCGCACCCUCCACCCAGAGGUGGCUGCGUCUCCAUGCGGCUGUGUAUCGUGCUCUCAACCCAGGGGCCAGGUUGGACGUGGGGGUGGAGGUAAAGGUACUUGGGAGGAGCUCUGCUCCCUUCCCCAGGUGCCAUUCCCAGGAUGGCUGGGGAGAUGCCCCCCACCCCACCCCCAUUCUUCCACCAGCCCCCCAGCUCCACUCCCCUAGGCCUUGCCUGGUGCCAGCCAACAUCUGCAGAGCUCCAGGACAUGGGGGGCGGGGGAGGGCUGGAGGGGAUCAGGAGUGAGCCCCCGAUGGACACAGGGAAAGCCGGGGUGGGGGGGAUGCUGGCCCCCAGCUGGGUGUUCAUUUCCCAGCAUGCCAUGGGGCCGCCUGCAGGGCAGCGCUAGGGGUUCUGUACAAUAAAGAGCUUUUACCAAUGG
Molecule: messenger RNA, 2729 nt
Organism: Malaclemys terrapin pileata
Lineage: Eukaryota; Metazoa; Chordata; Testudines; Emydidae
Gene: PTGER1
Product: prostaglandin E receptor 1
Exons: 3
Coding region: 439-1563 (374 amino acids)
Biological process (GO): inflammatory response; adenylate cyclase-activating G protein-coupled receptor signaling pathway; positive regulation of cytosolic calcium ion concentration
Cellular component (GO): plasma membrane
Molecular function (GO): thromboxane receptor activity; prostaglandin E receptor activity
Source: RefSeq, a predicted model, not a curated record